Molecule: messenger RNA, 4928 nt
Organism: Mesocricetus auratus (golden hamster)
Lineage: Eukaryota; Metazoa; Chordata; Mammalia; Rodentia; Cricetidae
Product: KIAA0754 ortholog
Exons: 1
Coding region: 1492-4725 (1077 amino acids)
Source: RefSeq, a predicted model, not a curated record
CCAGAACUGCUCCUUCUGCUCACCCUCGCGGGCGGGCGCUCUUCUACGCCCGCGGGUAUGGAGGGAGUGAGCUGAGGGGUGGGGGUGAGGGAUGUUCUGGGGUCCCUUGCCCCAACCCCGAGAAGCCCCUCCCUCGGCGCCUCAGCUUCCAAUCCUUGCCUCCGCCCCCUUCCCUCCCGACGGGGCUCCCUAUUGGCCCCGCCCCCGUCCUCCUCCCUGGCUGUCCGCGACGCGCGCUCCCGGGCUUCCAAGGGGGCUGCCCGGGCGGGGCGGUGGCAGUGGCGGCGCUGGAAGGGGGAGGAGAGCUGCCCGCCACCCGAGCAGUUCCAGCCAGCAGCGGGUGAGCGGGCCGCACGGCGUGAGUGAGGCGGGCUCGCCCCCCUCGUGUGGCCGGAGCGAAGCCUUUUGUUCCCAGCUAGAAGUUUGCAUGCCGGGACCGUGACAGCUGCGGGUGGGGAGGACGGCCGCAAGGCCGCCGGCGGCGUGGUGGAAAAAAAGGCGACUGCUUGUCAUGCAGCCCACGAAGAGGCGGCUGGGGGCCCGGGACUUGCGGCGGCCUAGGAGGCGGCGCCCACAGGACAUGGGACUCUGCUGCCCGAGGGACAAACUAACUUCCUGAGUGCGAGACCGGAGGCCAGCGCGUCCGGGAGCCACCUGCAAGGCUGCGGUGAGGCGACCCUGGCCCUCCGGGUACGAGGCAUGGCGCGGGUUUGCGGGCGGUGCUGAAUGAGUCCUUCAGACAGCCCUCUUGGCCGCUGCCGCAGCCUGCCCGCCUUCUGAAAGGCCCAGCGAGGGCCUCCGCUCGCCUUGUUUUGCAGCCACGAUACAGUGUUGGCUUGGAAGCCACAACAAUGCCAUGAUGUUUUGGAGACAGGAAGCCCCAAGCCGGCCCCGAAUGAAGGACUUCCUGUGUUUAAAGUUGCAGGAAUAUCCGCUGACCAGCCCUGUUCAAAUGCAAACACCCCUACUAGAGAGGACGAAUGGCUAAUUCAGACCAGCUGGACUCUUCAGGGUUGAACACAGGAUAAAAUGAAAGGAAUUCUUAGGAGCUUGGACCAUACUUGAAGGCUAGCAAGGGUGUGCCAUUGUUAUUAAAGGACAUAAUUGGUUUAAAUUUUCUGCUUCCAACUCAGCUUCGGUGAGAAUUGAGUGAAACUAGAUAUCGAAUAAGACUUGUCAAUAACAAAUGAUUUUUGCUGACUGAAUUUGAAAAGGCAGUGCUCUUUAGAAAAGUAAAACCAGAAGCCAUACAAGUAAUUACUUUAUGCUUGUUGAUCAAAUAAUAUCAUUUGUCUGCCUGCAAUUAUGAGGCUUCUAGCCUGUGAGGAAAAACCUGUUUGUCUUAGAGUUUCUCCCAAAAUGGUUUCGAAUUGGAACUUCCAGAUCUUUCUGGAAGGCAGAUGCAAUUGGUGGUUUGGAGUAUAAGCAUGUAAGAGAACCUGUGGAGGGGAAACUUUUGAAAGAUUGAUGGCUCAUCUUUAUUGAAAAAGUAUGGGUAAGCCACUUAGCAGGCCAGACUGUUUAAGGCGGAACCCCACCUGCCUGGGGAAAGGGGAAGAGGAGGAUGGCUAUAUAGAAGAUUGCUAUGUUCCACAGCGGUCUAUAUAUGAUACAAUGAGAAUAAAUGAACAGAUUGACCAGGGGUCAAAACUUAAUCAGACUUCAAAAAGCACCAUGGAGAAGAUGGAAGGAAGUACCAUAUCCAGCAAUGGUACAUUAGGAGCGUCAUCUAAUGUUUUUGAAUCUAGAGUGCCAGAAGGCAAAAAACUGGAUGAGAGAAUAAUAUUUGAUGCAUUGAAGCUAAGCAGUGAUGUGCAAAAGUCAGCACCUGUGCCACCCAGACGUCGGCCAAAUGCAGAGCGCAAAGAUAACAUUAACAGGAGAUCGUGGAAGUCCUUCAUGCCACCCAACUUCCCAGAAUUUGCAGAGAGGAUGGAGGCUUCUCUCAGUGAAGUCUCGGAAGCUGGUGCUUCAAAUACUUCCUUGCAAGAGAAAAAGGAAUCCAGUUCUGCAUUGACAGAAAGUUCUGGUCACUUUGACCACAGGGAACCUCAGUCUGAGUCUGUAACUUUGGAGCACAUGUCUAAAUCUGUAGAUAUUCCAGAAGUGCAAGAUGUAAAAAACUUGAGAGACUGCCAAGACUUCAGAUUCCAACAGCACAGUGAGAGCUCUCCCCAUGAAUUCCAGUCUCUAGAGUCAGAAGCUGCAGCAGCAAGUGGUAACUCAGAUGAAAUGCAGGAACACAGAUUUUCAAGUGCAACCUGGCCUAGGGCCAUGAAAACUUCUAAGGGAGGCUUCAGUGAGAAGCAGCACCCCCUUGGGGACAGUGCAUGCACUGUGGAACUACCACCUCUCUCUCCUUGCCUGAGUGAAGAGCUAUUGGAUCCAGAAUUACAUAUUCUUAUAACACCUAGCUUGAGAGAAAAGACAGAGUCUGAGUUAAAAUUUGAAGAGGAUGAGCGAUGGAUCAUGAUGGAGGCUGAGGAGGAGUGGGAGGAAGAGAAAUUGUCAGAGAGAAGAGAGAGUCUUCUAGUUGCAAAUGAGAAGACGAGCUUAACAGGUAUUUUUGAAGAAGGGGAACAAGCAAACACAGUAACAGUGGUACAGGAUAGAUCCGAUUGCUCAUCUCUCUUGGGGACUUCUGACCACCUAGCCCUUCAUCAGAUUUGCUGUUCUGGUGAUCUGCAGCCAAUGAGGGAUCAACCUGCUUCUGUUCUACCUGUUUCUGUUCCCAAGGGUGCACCCCCUGACUACACCUGUGUGUCUGCAGGUGAAGUUAUCAGUGAGGUGCAAAACAGAACUGCUCAGGGCUUAGAGAGUCUGAUCUCAGGGUUCCAGGGCCCCACUGAAGCUGAGCAGCUCUCUGACACAGAUUCUGUGCAAAUGUUUCUUGAACUUGAGAAGGAAUGUUUAUUUGAGGAAGGAGUAACUUCUUCAGUUGAGCUGCUGAGUCAAGCCUCUUCUGAAGAGUUGGCCUCAGCCCAAGAUGCAGAAGAUUCUCUUUUAAUUAGUCAUUAUCCAGAAGCUGCCUUAGAAAAGGAACAGCAUGUGGGUCUUGUAAGUGUAAGGAUAAAGGACCAUGAUACCGGAUUGGAUGGUGAAUAUUGCAAUGCCCUGGAUUCUUCUCAGGUGCCUAAAGCUGUUGAACUUAGUCCUCACCCUAAUAGCAGGAGGGAUACUUCCACUGUUAGCAAGGAGUGUGAAAAAGUGCCUUUUAGCCCCAAGAUUGGUGGGGAAUUUAAGUCUCUGGGUCUGGAGCCUGGGGAGCUGGACAUAGGAGGAUUGCUGAACUCUAAUCCCAGAGCCUCUUGUGAAGAAAAACUUCCAGUCAUUACUCCUUCUGAACUAGCCAAAGAAAAUGGCAAUUUGUCCCAGGUAAUCUGCAGUCAGACUAAGGGGAAUGUAGAGGUAGAGAUGGAAAAGAUGCCUCUUGGUUUUGCUUUUAAUUAUGAACAAAAUGUUACCUCAGGACCUGAAGUAAAGGUGUCAUCCUCUGAUUCAAAUGUAUUAACAGAUGAGAGUCAUUUAGAAAGUGCAAAGGGAACUAUAAAUAGUCCAGAAUUUAACAAUCCGACAUCAUUGGGAAAUGUAGACCCUUGUGAGUUGUCCAUGGAGAAAGUUUGUGAUAAGGAUGGUGAAACAAAAGAGCUGGAUUGUCAAGUGACUCUCUUAGACAAUGGAUCUCCAGUACAUUUGAAGUCUCCAGAGUCAGAGGAUCUGCUGGACAGAGAACUGAGACUUCGAGCUGGAGCAAAAACCAUGAAUGAUAGAGAACCUGAGCUGAGUAUGGCAUUAUCACAGGAAGGGGAUGUGGAAAUGAGAGAUUUAGAUUUAACACUGAACAUCUUUCCCGAAGAACAAAUCACCAAAGCCAGUAACACUAUACCAGGUUUAGAGGAAUGGGUAUCCAGCCAACAGGGGCAUGCCUCAACUCCUGUAGUACCCACCAUAGACGAUGCCCUGGAUGCUGUAGUGCCCGUGCCAGGAGAUAUCCCAGCUAUAGCAGUGCCUGCCCUGAAGGAGCCUGCUGCCAACUCCUCUGCCUCAGAGGAAACUGCUGUAGCUGCUCCAUUCGUGUCUUUCCCCAAAGAGGAUAUCCUAGUUGCUUCAGUGGUCAUCUCAGAGGAGGAUGUUACAGCUACUGCAUUAUCAGCCCCAGAGCAGGCUGCCGCCUCAUCUGAUGCAGUACCUCCUGUGGAGACUGUUACAGUGCCCAUCAGAGAUGAGGACGGUACCUCAGAGGAGCCUGACACUCAAGGGCUCGCCUCCGAGAAGCCCGAUGCUACAACAGUUGUAGUGUCUGCUGCAGAGGAGUCUGGCACUGCUUCUCUUGCACGGUCUACACCAGAGGAGUCUGCUGUCCCAGUUCUUGAAGAACCUACCCCAGAGAAGCAUGAUAGUCAAGCAGUUCAUGUGUCCCUCCCAGCAUGGUAUGUCGCUCCAGCUAAUGCAGUGCUUGCUGUGGAGGAAAUGGUCUCUCCUGGUGAACCCUUCCUGGGAGGAACUACCCACACUGAUUCAGUGCCCACUGCAGAAGAAACUCCUGUUUUUGAAGAUGCUUCCUCCUCUGGAAUGUGGAUUCAGGAGGACCUUGAUUCUUCAGCAUUUGAAAUAAAAGAGGUGCCUGGCCCAGUGCUACAUGGGAAAGUGCCUCUGGCUACAACUGAUGGAUUAAAUUCACAUGAGGUAAUUGCUGUUCAUUUCAUUGGCAGGAAGGGCCUAUAGAGUAAGUGAGAAUUGCAGGUUUUCUCACUUGUUGGUAACUAGUGACAGCAUAAGUCCUCCUCUUGUUAAUUCUGUGCCCCUGGACUUGUAGUUUUUAGAUUUUCUAUUGAGUUUAGAGGGAAAAUGUAUCUUAAUUUUCUCUGGCAUAAAAUUUUUAUUCAUUUUUUACUUACAUAUGUUGGAGCCCAAAGUAACACUUUUGU